Terrapene triunguis (Three-toed box turtle) is the source of this 388-nucleotide messenger RNA. Its product is annotated as misshapen-like kinase 1. Gene Ontology annotation, biological process: protein phosphorylation. NCBI's taxonomy places the organism in Eukaryota, Metazoa, Chordata, Testudines, Emydidae. The record is from RefSeq and is a predicted model, not a curated record. The annotation marks the transcript as partial. Gene Ontology annotation, molecular function: ATP binding; protein kinase activity. The transcript has 4 exons.
CAGGGCCGCCAUGUCAAGACAGGGCAGCUGGCAGCCAUCAAAGUCAUGGACGUCACCGAGGACGAGGAGGAGGAAAUCAAGCAGGAGAUCAACAUGCUGAAGAAAUACUCCCACCACCGCAACAUCGCCACCUACUACGGCGCCUUCAUCAAGAAGAGCCCGCCCGGGAACGAUGACCAGCUGUGGCUGGUGAUGGAGUUCUGCGGGGCCGGUUCCGUCACGGACCUGGUCAAGAACACCAAGGGCAACGCGCUGAAGGAGGACUGCAUCGCGUAUAUCUGCCGGGAGAUCCUGCGGGGCCUGGCUCACCUCCACGCCCACAAGGUGAUCCACCGGGACAUCAAAGGGCAGAACGUGCUGCUCACAGAGAACGCCGAGGUGAAGCUGG